AUGUCAAACAUAGUCCAGACCACUACACACCUUGGUGAAAUUCGCGGAAAAACCACGAAUGGUGUCUCCCAGUUCUUGGGAAUCAAGUACGCCACCUUGAAGAAUAGACUUGCAGAUGCCGAACUAGUCGAAAGUCGCGAUGGAGGCGUUCUUGAUGCAACUAAAGAUGGGCCCACCGCGAUAUCACCUCUAGCUGGUUGUGACUUGGAACUCAGCGCGAUUCAACACACCCUACCCAAGAAGGAACUCACCCAGUCAGAUGUGGACUGUCUGAACCUAAAUAUUGCUGUCCCUGCAGGCACAUCUGCGCAUUCGAAACUUCCCGUGUUUGUCUUCAUCCAUGGCGGUGGUCUCAUAAUUGGGGCGAAUUCCUGGCCUCAGUUUGACUACGAGCGUUUCGUCAAGUUGUCCAUUGACAAUGAACUACCAAUUGUUGCAGUAUCAAUCAACUAUCGUUUAGGACCAUUUGGAUUUUUGACCUCCGAUGAACUGCGCAACGCUGGGUAUAAAGCCAACAAUGGACUUCGGGAUCAGAGGGUGGCUUUAGAAUGGGUACGCAGGCACAUUGUGGACUUUGGAGGGGAUCCCGAGAACAUCACUGUCGCUGGGAUGAGUGCUGGAGCAGCCUCUGUCACAUUCCAUCUCGACUCCGAAACACCGCUAUUCAAACGCGCUAUCUUGAUGAGCGGCUCUCGGUUCUUUGUCCAGGCUCUGCCAUACGACGCGCACGAGGGCAACUAUCAACACGCGAUGUCGGCACUUGGAUUGCAAAAUGCUACGUCGGACGAAAGGAUCAAGGCCCUUUUGGAAAUACCGGGCCAAGAUCUGCUUGCUAAACUUCCUUCAUCUGUCUUAACUGCUCCUGCGGUUGAUGGAGAUAUGGUUCCGUCUGCCGUAACAUAUGCGCAGGUAGCUGAUCAGGCAAGCGAUAUCCCCAAGGGAAAACAGUGGUGUCGCGAUAUAUUGAUUGGUGAUGCCCAGUAUGAUAUCAACAUUCUCGCUAUCCUACUGCCUCAUUUGAAGAACGCAUGUGCAGGGCGAUUUGCGAAAGCCGUUCAUUCCGUCUUUCCCACCAAGCAAGAACUAGCGACGCAGAUACUGGCAGGAUACGGGUUGACUGCCGAAACUACGGACGAUGAGGCUUUCCCUGCAGUCCUCAACUACCUUAACGAUAUCUUCAUAUUGGCGCCAACGCUGACAUACACGCGUGGGUGGAAAGGGCAUACCAAUGUCUACUACUUCAACGAGGGAAAUCCUUGGGAUGGACCUUGGAAGAGCAAGGCUGGCCACAUAUUGGAUGUCGCUUACCUAUUCCAGAAUUUUAGAGAUUUUUUGACUCCUCCGCAGCAGAAGAUAGCAGCUGUGUUCGCAGUUGAUUUCUUCAAGUUUUGCCAUGGCAUUAGACCAUGGCCUGCCGUGAUUGACGGCGACAUCGAGAAGGAUUUACGGCGCGAGUCUACGGGCCCUCCUCUGAGGGAGAGACAGUUGCACAAGUAG
Messenger RNA from Aspergillus luchuensis, 1497 nucleotides. RefSeq names its product putative carboxylesterase. The record is from RefSeq and is a predicted model, not a curated record. The transcript has 5 exons. The coding region runs from base 1 to 1497 and encodes 498 amino acids. Lineage: Eukaryota; Fungi; Ascomycota; Eurotiomycetes; Eurotiales; Aspergillaceae.